Rhopalosiphum maidis (corn leaf aphid) is the source of this 524-nucleotide messenger RNA. RefSeq lists its product as uncharacterized. NCBI's taxonomy places the organism in Eukaryota, Metazoa, Arthropoda, Insecta, Hemiptera, Aphididae. The transcript has 4 exons. The record is from RefSeq and is a predicted model, not a curated record. The annotation marks the transcript as partial.
AAUGUUGACGGGAGUUCAUUAUCAGUAAAUAAUCGACUUGUUUGGAUACGUGGAAAAUCAAAUACUCCUAAGCAUCAUAAUAAAAUUCUAUUUUUCAAUAUAUUCUUAGCUUACAGUAAUAACAGAAAAAUAGAUAAUUUAUUUACAAAAUCAACUAAGUAUAAUAAGGAGACUACGGAUAAUUUAUUGCAAGCAAAAAAAACUUAUACAGUCAUUAACAUAACAUUCGAUGGAUUAUCGAAAGAAGAAAUACAAAUUAUUGAUCAACCACAGAAGAAAAUUAAUAGAAAGAUAAAUGAUUGUUAUUUGAAAAAAAAGAAAAAUAAUAAUGAUGAAUGUUCUUUGGCACCAAAAGAUGAAAAAGAUUUUAUUUCUACAACUGAUCAACACACGAAAUUGUUAGACAACCCUUUAUUGACGGACUGUACAAAGAAUAUGAUUCAAAAGGAAAACGACAAUGAGUUUGACAUAGUUUUUUUAAAUAAUCAACAUCAGUUAGAAAUUCAAACAAUAAAUAUCUGAAG